AUGGAUGGAGAGCUCUCGAAGGAGAAGGAGAACGAGCUGGAUGACAUGGCAUCACAAGAGAUAGACUUGGAGAGAAUCAAUGCGGAUGAAGUGUUGCAAAGAGAGAUCUCCGGACCACCAUACUCAGCGUUCAGCUCCGGGAUGAAAGCCUGGAUUAUUUUUCUCGUAUCAGUGUCUGCCUUGAUAUCACCUUUUGGUGCAACGACAGUUUUACCUGCUUUGAACGUUCUCUCCGAUGUCCUUAACAUAACAGCAACGCAGACCAACAUAUCCAUUACGACAUAUAUGAUCGCUCAGGGUAUCGCGCCUGCUAUCAUCGCCGGUAUGUCUGACAACAGCGGCCGUCGACUUGCUUUCAUUGUCUGUUUUGUUAUAUAUAUCGUUGGCAAUAUCGGGCUCGCACUCCAAACCAACUACAUCGCCCUUCUGAUCCUACGCAUGGUUCAGGCUGUGGGGUGUAGUGCAGCAAUCGCUUUGGCUUUUGCAGUUGUUGCAGAUCUUGCCACAAGUGCGGAGAGGGGAAAAUAUAUGGGGUAUGCAGGAGCAGGCAUCCUCAUGGGACCGGCGUUCGGCCCAACCAUCGGUGGUAUCUUAUCUCAAUACCUAGGAUGGCGGUCGGUCUUCUGGUUUCUUGCGAUAUUUGCUGGUGUUCUACUCGUACUAUUCGUUUUCCUCUUCCCUGAGACAUGCAGAAAUGUGGUGGGCAACGGCUCUAUACCUGCGAAAGGCAUCAACCAGUCCGUCAUUGGCUAUCUGCAACAGCGUAGGCUCGCCAAAGACAAUUUGUCAAAUACUACAACUACGGAGCUAGGUUCUUCCGAUCAAAAGGAGAAGCGCAAGUGGCCCAUUCCCAACCCUCUUGCCACCUUACACAUCAUCGCGGAAAAAGAAUCUGGAAUCAUCCUCUUCUAUAACGGCUUCUUCUUCACAGGAAUGAUGCUGGUCUCAACCUCAAUUCCCUAUCUUUUCCAUGAGGCUUACGGUCUGAAUGAACUGGAUGUUGGUCUUUGCUACAUUGCGAACGGGAUGGGGUCUCUCCUUGCGUCACUCACGACGGGCCACAUCGUUGACUGGAAUUUUCGCCGAUACGCCGCAGCUUUAGGAAUGACGAUUACCAAGGGCAAACAACAAGACCUCAGUAACUUUCCCAUUGAACGCGUGAAGAUGGAAAUUGUCAUUCCAGGCCACAUAAUCGGUACCAUAGGCAUACUCAUCUUCGGCUGGACAGUUAAGUUUCAAACUCACAUUGUGGGACCCGAAAUUGCCCUCUUCAUUAUCGGUUUUGGUGUUUCUACGGCUUUCAAUAUUACCAAUGGUCUACUUGUAGAUUUGCACCGCGAUCAGCCAGCUGCUGCGACGGCCGCGGUGAAUUUUGCAAGAUGUCUGAUGAGCGCUGGAGGCUCAGCGGCGAUCAUUCCAAUGUGCAAGGCUAUGAACCCUGGGUGGGCCUUCACGUUCAUUGCGUUGGUAUAUGUAGUCCUGAUUGGGGUGGUGUUUCUAAUCAUCAGGGACGGUAUGAGAUGGAGACAGGAGAUGGAAGAGAAGAAGCGGGCCAAGAAGGAAGAACGAGAAGCAAGUGUUGAGCAAGCAGAAGCAGAGGGCUGA
Dothidotthia symphoricarpi CBS 119687 is the source of this 1605-nucleotide messenger RNA. Its product is annotated as MFS general substrate transporter. Lineage: Eukaryota; Fungi; Ascomycota; Dothideomycetes; Pleosporales; Dothidotthiaceae. Gene Ontology annotation, molecular function: transmembrane transporter activity. The record is from RefSeq and is a predicted model, not a curated record. Bases 1 to 1605 code for a protein of 534 amino acids. The transcript is spliced from 3 exons. Gene Ontology annotation, biological process: transmembrane transport.